Columba livia (rock pigeon) is the source of this 2105-nucleotide messenger RNA. RefSeq names its product nicotinamide nucleotide adenylyltransferase 1 (gene NMNAT1). Gene Ontology annotation, biological process: NAD+ biosynthetic process. Gene Ontology annotation, molecular function: nicotinamide-nucleotide adenylyltransferase activity; nicotinate-nucleotide adenylyltransferase activity. The record is from RefSeq and is a predicted model, not a curated record. Lineage: Eukaryota; Metazoa; Chordata; Aves; Columbiformes; Columbidae. Bases 86 to 1060 code for a protein of 324 amino acids. The transcript is spliced from 5 exons. Gene Ontology annotation, cellular component: nucleus.
GGCGGCAACGCGGGAACCGGCGGCAACGCGGGAACCUCCCCCCGGGACUCCGCCCACCACCGCCGCUUCCGGCGCGCUCCGGCCAAUGAGCGCGCGGCGCAGCCGCCCCGCCCAGUGCGGCCCGUGGCGCGGAGCUGGCGGUGCGGCCCGGCCGUGGCUGGUGACAAGCACUGAGGUUCUGCACCGAGCUCCGCAGCUGCGAGAAAUGGCCUCGGAAGACCCUGAGAAGAAGACUGAAGUGGUGCUGCUGGCCUGCGGCUCCUUCAACCCCAUCACCAACAUGCACCUGAGGCUGUUUGAGCUGGCAAGAGACUAUUUCCAUGAAACAGGAAAAUACAAAGUAAUCAAAGGAAUAAUUUCACCAGUAGGUGAUGCAUAUAAGAAGAAAGGUCUGAUCAGCGCACAUCACCGAGUAACUAUGGCAAAACUAGCUACAAAAAACUCAGAUUGGGUGGAAGUUGAUGAUUGGGAAAGCAGCCAGAGUGAGUGGUUGGAAACACUAAAAGUUUUAAGGUACCAUCAUCAAAAGCUUUUAUCUCCUGAUCCCACCAAUAGUACGCAGAAUGCUCUACCUUUAACAAAGCCAGGACGGAAGAGGAAACAGGACCCACACAAGCAUGAUCCGGUUAAAAAGAAAAAUCAGAGUCCAGAUAUAAAAGGUGCCCCGCAGGUUAAACUGCUUUGUGGAAGUGACAUGCUGGAAUCCUUUAGGAUCUCCAAUCUGUGGAAGUUGGAGGACAUCACUGAAAUUGUGGAAAAUCAUGGCCUUGUUUGCAUCAGUAGGGCUGGAAACAACGUCCAGAAAUUCAUCUAUGAAUCCGAUCUUUUGUGGAGACAUAAGAAUAACAUUCACCUUGUGGAAGAAUGGAUCACAAAUGACAUUUCUUCCACCAAGAUUAGGAGAGCACUGCGGAGGGGCCAGAGCAUUCGUUACUUAGUGCCUGAUGUAGUUCAAGCGUACAUAGAGAAAAACAAUCUGUAUAGUCCUGAGAGUGAAGACAGGAACGCUGGGGUUGUCUUGGCUCCCUUACAGAAAUAUGCAAGUGAUGCCAAGAACUAACAGGCACUCUACAACUAAUUUACUUUCUGCUGUGAAAAAAGUUACGGUUCGGUACAUGAAAAUGUGAAUUCUGGGGAUUUCUUUUUUAAUUUUAAGUAAAUAGUGGGGUAAUUCUGUGGUUUUUAGUACAUAUGUGGUUGCUGUUGAGGUUUGGUGCACUCAGUAAUUGGACCUACACAAUCUUUUUUAAAUCCACAUUUUUCACAUUUAAACACUUUGUCACAGUGUAGUGAACUAAGUAGAAAAAUUCACACUUGCAUAUAAAAAGUACAAAGAACCAAAUGAAAAUGUUCUGAUUAGUUUUCACUCAGACUGCGAUUUAUAAAAUACUAACACAAAGAUUUUUAAUAACUUACAGUGUCUUAACCGACAAAGCCAUUUCAUUUCAAAAGGUACCACCUUCUGGUAGUAAAUCUGUAUAAGUAAUUUUUAAAAAACUGUCAACAUGUGGUGCACCUCAAAUAAAUUAUUUAUCUCUAUUCUGGAAGGGAAAAAUUUCCUCUUGGCUGAUGUGGUGCUGGAUACACCAUGUUUGAGUUUCCUGCCUUUCAGAUACGCCGCCUGUUUGUCUGCCGGCCUGCAUUUUGCUCCCAGAAAUGCCUUGUGCUUUACUUUGCCGUUCAUGUUUCCAGAGCUGUACAUUAAGCUCCGCACUAUUUCCCAUGGAAGGACAAACCUACUUCAGAAACUGCUUUAUGGACAUUGAUUUAAUGGAUAUAAGUUGGUAAUAGUGUCAUUGCACUGACUGUUAUUUCAAGUAAUAAACGAGCUUUUACUUUGGAGCCAAAUGUAUAUAGCCAGAAUUGUUUUCUGUAACUGGAGCUGAGAUGAAAUGGUGGGAUAUUAAGACUGUACAAAAGUGAAAUGUUUUUAUGUGCUAGAAAUCUGGUUUUGAAUCAGUAUAUUGUUUGUGUUACGUGAAUAUAAACUAGAGAGGCACUGCGAAUGUCAUGGUGAUAGAAUUCUACCUCCCUUUAUGUGCUGUGAUCCCAUUUUUGUUUGGAUUAUGUGCCUUAUUAAAAACGUCGACGUUUCCAAGAUGCUA